Messenger RNA from Zophobas morio, 1441 nucleotides. RefSeq lists its product as uncharacterized. The transcript is spliced from 2 exons. Gene Ontology annotation, biological process: apoptotic DNA fragmentation. Bases 91 to 1392 code for a protein of 433 amino acids. Gene Ontology annotation, cellular component: nucleus; mitochondrial inner membrane. The record is from RefSeq and is a predicted model, not a curated record. Gene Ontology annotation, molecular function: RNA endonuclease activity; metal ion binding; nucleic acid binding. NCBI's taxonomy places the organism in Eukaryota, Metazoa, Arthropoda, Insecta, Coleoptera, Tenebrionidae.
UCGCCAGUGCUGAAACAUCAUUGCUAAAUCUUUUCUCAGUAACAAAGGUGAAAUUAAAAAACCAUUAAAGAAUAGUCGUCGGCACGAUUUAUGUUUGUUAUCUCUGUAGAUAUAUACUUCGAAUGUUGGUGUUACUCACUCAAACCUCUCACCAUGAAAGCGACUCGGUUUGUGCUAAUUUUUGCUGCUCUUGUUCAAACGGUCCGACCAGAGGGCUGCAACUUCGCACCCUUCCGCGUUUGGCAAUCCGUCCUUUUAUCGGCGGAAAACAUUGAGAUGCUCUACCCUCCCAUCGAGAAUUCACCAGACAAUCGUAACAUCAGCCUGCCAGUCGGCGCCACCAUAAUAAUCUCAUGUAACGGCGGCCGUUUUUCGGCUAGCUACAACACUACGAAAACAAUCUUUGCUACAUGUAAUCAGGACUACCAAUUGGAAGCUCAGGACACGAUCGUCGACUUCGAUAACCUAGAUUGCAUCAAUUUCAGCCCCGUCGUCCCCAAAGUCACCUCCACGCCCUGCGCACCUAACGCCGUCCUAAUUGAAGUCGGAUUCCAAAUCGGUCUGAACAUCAAGUUCCUGCCCCAGGUGAAGAUAUGCUUCGAUGAGAAGAACUUAAUUCCGGUUUAUGCUAACUAUAAUUUGACUAAAUCCAUCGGGUUUAUUAAGACGUAUCUAAGUGAUCAGUAUGUUGUGGAUAGUGUGUACAAUGUAGACGUCGACUUUGAUACGUUGUACGAUAAUGUGACUUAUCAGGAGCAACAAAUUAAUAAGUUGUUGGGGUUGCCGGAAGACUCGACUCAAUAUGUCAGUCCUGUGAGUUGUGGGGCUAAUCCAUUGAUUACGACACCUGGGUUCUGCUUCACGAGACGCACAUUGGCCUUUCGUGGGGACUUUGUGUACACUUCGCAACAAAAGGCUACUUUUAGAUAUAUAAAUGUAGCACCUCAGUGGUCUUUCAUUGACUAUAAUCUGGACAAACUGGAAAGAAAUGUUGUGGAUUUUGUUAAAACUAAGAAAUUAGAUUUGGAGGUGUACACAGGAACGUUUGGUGUGGCGACGCUACCUGAUGCUAAUACUGGAGAGGAAGUUAAAUUGUUUUUGCAUAAUGAUGAAAAGAGUUCUGUAAUGCCGGUUCCUCUCAUAUUUUGGAAACUUAUUUAUGAACGAACGAGUUACAAGGCUGCUGUUUUUUUGGUUGUUAAUAAUCCUCACUUGACUCAAGAUGAUAUUCCCAAAAAUGUGAUCUGUAAUGAUAUUUCGGACGAAUUUACGUGGCUGACUUGGGAAAAACGUAAUGCUACUAAAGGUUAUUCGUAUGCCUGCACUUACGAAGAUGCGAAAGCUGCCAUCACAUAUUUGCCAGAUCUACUAGUUAGGGGAGUUCUUGUUUAACAUUAUCUAAUGCUUGUUUUAUUUUAUAUCACAAUAAACUAUUCGUCUA